This is a messenger RNA of Belonocnema kinseyi, 976 nucleotides long. Its product is annotated as aquaporin AQPAe.a-like. Gene Ontology annotation, biological process: transmembrane transport. Gene Ontology annotation, molecular function: water channel activity. Gene Ontology annotation, cellular component: plasma membrane. The record is from RefSeq and is a predicted model, not a curated record. Lineage: Eukaryota; Metazoa; Arthropoda; Insecta; Hymenoptera; Cynipidae. The transcript has 6 exons. Bases 121 to 933 code for a protein of 270 amino acids.
UUUCUUACUACUUGAAUUAGUUAACAUCCUUGAGUUUCUGAUAGUAAACGUAGUUUUAUUAGUUUAUUAGCAAAACUGUAUUUUUAAUAUAGCAAAAUUGAAAAUUAUCAUUUUACUAUCAUGACUAGUGAGAGGAGUGUCUCAAUAUGGAGAGCAGAUCGUGGUACGAUAACGAUGUGCAUUGCCGAAAUUCUUGGAACGGCAAUUUUAAUGUUUUUGGGUUGUAUGGGUGGCAUUGGAACUUUGAGUGCGACGCCCCCUCCGCCAAUGCAAAGUGGUUUGACUUUUGGCAUGACCGUUAAUCUAAUUAUUAUGAUGCUUGGACACGUAAGUGGAGCUCAUUUAAAUCCUGCUGUUACAAUUGGAGCUGUUAUAUGGGGACUUAAAUCCAUUCCUACAGGAUUAUUAUACGUAGUAGCACAAUUCAUUGGAGCUACAAUUGGAUACGGAAUGUUAAUGAUUGUUACACCUUAUAUUUUGCUGGAUGAUGGCAUGCCGAAUUCGACAGCACCGUUGUGUGUGACAGUCAUUCAUACAGGAAUUUCUCUUACUCAAGCCAUUUUAAUUGAAACAAUUUGCACUGCAAUAAUUUUAUUGGCUGCAUGUGGUACUUGGGAUCCAAGAUGUGCACACACUACUGAUUCCACUGCGUUAAGAUUUGGGUUUUCUGUUUCUGCGCUUUCAUUUGCAGCGGCCCCAUACACCGGUUGUAGCAUGAAUCCUGCCAGGUCCUUCGCACCAGCUCUUUGGCAGAAUUCCUGGAAAGAUCAAUGGGUUUAUUGGAUUGGCCCCGUUUUUGGAGCACUACUUGGAACAUUGACCUAUAAAGUACUCUUCAGCCCUCGAACAAUGGUACUAAAAAAAAGUUCUAUGUCCAUCACGAAAGUGGAAGAUUUAGUUAAGAAGACUUGUGAUUCAAUAGAUGUGCUCUAAUUUUUAUUAUAAAAUCAAAAUAUACAAUAAAUUAACUUAUUUU